Molecule: messenger RNA, 885 nt
Organism: Corvus hawaiiensis (hawaiian crow)
Lineage: Eukaryota; Metazoa; Chordata; Aves; Passeriformes; Corvidae
Exons: 3
Coding region: 58-783 (241 amino acids)
Source: RefSeq, a predicted model, not a curated record
AGCACCUCGGGCAGGGCAGGUGUUGCCCUCGGGGCCAGUGCUCUCAGGGCUGCGGGGAUGUGCCCUGUGCCUGGGCCCUGCAUUUCCUACCCCACUGCCCCAGCCACCAUCUCCCUGCUACCCAGCUCCACUGAGCCCCUUCUCUCCCUUCUCCUCGUCCAGGCCAUGGCAGGAAGGAUCACCAAAAUCCUGCUGGUUCUGGCCAUCCUCCAGCACACCCUGAGGGCAGAUGCUCAGUCAGCGCAGACCACGGCAGAGGUCCUGACGCAGCAUGAGGAACAGCGCAACCAGAUGACUUGGCUGGCCAGAGCUGGAAAGAUCACCAAAAUCCUGGUGGUGCUGGGCAUCCUCCAAUACACAGUGAGGAUGGAUCUUCCGUCAGUGAAGGUCACAGAAGAGCUCCUGAGGCAGCAUGAGAAGGAACGCAUCCUGGAGAUGACCAGGCAGCUGAUGAUGGAGCAGAGGAUGCAGAAGCAGUCUGGACUCACCCCAGGAAGAAUGCUCCUCUUGGCUUGCCAGGAGUGGUGGUUCUGGGUCAGUGCUGAAAUCCUCCUCGUGCUCUUUGGGAUCUACUGGCUGCCCAGGCAGAGAAGCUCUGACUGUGAUGACGGCAGCCAGUGGGAAACCUCCACCAGUGCCCAGGAGCAGGUAGAGGAGGAGGAGAAGGACUGGAAGGAUGAUCCUGACUCUUAUGACACUACAGAGAAGCCCCCGAAUAAGAGCUGGGCACUGUGGAGGAUCUGCUGGCGAGACACCCCUGUGGCCGUGGGGAGCAGUGACUAGAAAAUGUGCUGCGCUACCUCCCCUCCUGGCUAAGGAGGCAAACAAGAGUUCCUGUGCAGCCCCUGCAAAUGGUCCCAGUUGUGAUGCUCCUCCUGCUAGGAA